Messenger RNA from Alligator mississippiensis (American alligator), 2545 nucleotides. RefSeq lists its product as uncharacterized. The record is from RefSeq and is a predicted model, not a curated record. Bases 80 to 2545 code for a protein of 821 amino acids. NCBI's taxonomy places the organism in Eukaryota, Metazoa, Chordata, Crocodylia, Alligatoridae. The transcript has 10 exons.
CCCCUCCCUGCCACACGGGGAAGGUGAAAGCACAAAGGGACGGCCCAGGGAUCCAUGCUUCCUCAUAGGAGAGGACAUAAUGACUGUGCCAGGAUGGACCGGAGUCUCGGCCCUGACCCUCGGGGUUGGGGGCCUGCUCCUGAGUCUCCUCUUCCCGAGGCAACCAGGUCCCAAGGUCCAGGUGACCACUGCACCCUCCUCCUGGGCCCGUCUGGGCUCGGGGGCCCAGCUGCAUUGCCGGUUCACUGUUGAGGGGCCAGUGGCCCUGGACUCCGUGCGGGUGCAGUGGUAUUUAGGGGAGCGGAAGGUGGCCUGGUACGACCGGGGCAGGAGCCAGGCCCAGUCCGGAGCCAGCCUGCCAUCAGAGAAGGAGCUGCAAAGUGGAGAUGCCUCCCUGUCACUGGCUGUGGUGACCCCAUGGGACAAGGGCAUGUACAAGUGUGUCGUGUGGCACAAGGAACAUCAGCACCAGGGAAAGACCCGACUACACGUGCUUGUUGGCCCAACAAUCUCCAUCCCAAGACCACAAGCUGUGGCCGGUAAGGAAACGUCGCUCCUGUGCCAUGUGGUGGGGUUCUUCCCCAUGGAUGUGGACGUGGUGUGGCUGAGAGACGGGCAGGUCCAGAAGGGCUUCACUCGCUCCAGCCCCCAAAGAAAACUGGAUGGGACCUUCAGCCUCACCCUGAACUACACCUUCACUCCUAACCUGCACGACACUGGCAGUGUCUUCUCCUGCCGCGUCUACCAUGAGGUUCUGGGGCAGUCACUGCAGGAGGACGUCUCCCUGGACAUCCUAGCUGCCCCGACGAUCUCCAUCCCAAGACAACCAGCCGUGGUGGGCAUGAGGACCUCCCUCCUGUGCCACAUCAGGGGGUUCUUGCCCAAGGACGUGGAUGUGGUGUGGCUGAGAGAUGGGCAGGUCCUGAAGGACUCCACCCGCUCCAGCCCUCAAAUGAACCCAGACGGGACCUUUGACCUCACCCUGACCUACACCUUCACCCCCGCCUGCAGCGAUGCCAGCAGUGUUUUCUCCUGCCACGUCCACCAUGCGGCUCUGGGGCAGCCACUGCAGGAGGACGUCAUCCUGGACAUCCUAGCUGCCCCGACAAUCUCCAUCCCAAGACAACCAGCCGUGGUGGGCAUGAAGACCUCCCUCCUGUGCCACAUCAGGGGGUUCUUGCCCAAGGACGUGGAUGUGGUGUGGCUGAGAGAUGGGCAGGUCCUGAAGGACUCCACACACUCCAGCCCUCAAAUGAACCCAGACGGGACCUUCGACCUCACCCUGACCUACACCUUCACCCCCGCCUGCAGCGAUGCCAGCAGUGUUUUCUCCUGCCACGUCCACCAUGUGGCUCUGGGGCAGCCACUGCAGGAGGACGUCACCCUGGUCAUCCUAGCUGCACCAACAAUCUCCACGCGAAGACAACAGGGCAUUGCAGAUGCCGAGACCUCUCUCCUGUGCCACGUGGGGGGCUUCUUCCCCGAGGAGGUGGACGUGGUGUGGCUGAGAGACGGGCAGGUCCUGAAGGGCUCCACCCGCUCCAGCACCCAGACAAACCCGGAUGGGACCUUCAGCCUCACCCUGACCUACACCUUCACCCCCACUCACAGCGAUGCCAGCAGCGUCUUCUCCUGUCACGUUCACCAUGCGGCUCUGGGGCAGCCACUAAAGGAAAACGUCUCCCUGGGCAUCCGAGUACAGAGCACAGACGUGGAUCAAACCAGAACACAGAUCAUAGCCAUCAUAAUCAUAGCAGGAACCGUGGUCAUCAUAAUCAUUUCCUGCCAUACAAAUAGGAGAAAAGGCUGGGCAGUCUCGUACUCCAUCUCGGAGGUGGCUGGGCCAGAGCGGUGCCUGCUGGGCCAGGAGGUGACCCUGCGCUGCUCCAUGGAGGGGACGUUCCCUGAGGAUGUCACCAUCAAGUGGGAGUGGAUCCACAGUGACGAUAGGACCGUGCCUGAGAGCAACCAGCCACAGUCCCCAUCCGCUCCCAGGGGCUGCAGAGUGACAGAGGAGAGAGCUGGGACCCGCCUCACGUCCUCCCUGACCUUCACCCCCACGGUGCAGGACGACGGGGCGCGGGUCCGGUGCCUCUUCCUCCAUGAGACCAAACUGAUCAGAGAGGAGCGAGUGUCCCCGGAGAUCCAGGUGUGGGCCCGGCCGCAGGUGUCUGAGAUCCAGGUGUUGCCAGAGUGGGACCCCCGCGACAAGGUGCCGUUUGCUGUCCAGCUCCACAACUUCUACCCCAGGGAGGUGCCCCCGAUCCAGUGGGGCUGGGAUGGGGCCGGGAGCUGGAGGGAAGACCCCGCGCUGAUAGACAAGAACGCGGACGGCACGUUCACCGCGACGAGCGUCUGGAGAGUGCCCAGCCGGAGCCUGACCCGGCCGGAGCUGCGAGUGCGAGUGUGCGUCCAGCACGGCCCCGGAGAGCCCCCGAGCGAGAGAGAGCUCAGCCUGAGGGCCGCGGGUGAGGAGGGGCCGUGUCCUGGGGUCCCAGCCCCGCUGCAGGGGUGUGGGGUCUGUGUGGUGCCGCGGCUCCCCUGA